UCUCAUUUUCUCCAUUGAAUUUGUUUUCCAUCCUCUAUUGUGAAAGAAAAUCUAUAUUUGUUCAUCUGUCUGUCAGUUUUAACAUUUCAAUGUCAUAAAAACUCUUCCAGAUACAUGUGUUGCACAUCACUAUUUGCUAUAAACAUUAUGAUCCCUGCAUCAAAUAGCUUUUUUCAGUUUAUCUGUAUCCCUCAAAUAUACCUAUAAAGCUCUCCAGCUCUUAUUUAUUUGCCAGCAGCAUCACAAAUCACUCUCCUGGAGGACGAGUCCUGCUCUCGUUCUUCAUGUCCAUCCCUUCCUCUGCGGUCACAUGACACUUUUGCCUCAGCCACCCUUAUUCCUGCGCCGUCGAGCUUCCGUCCAUGUAAAUCCUUUUACUUUAAGCGCAUGUAAUUCUCUGAAACCUACUUUCCUUUAAGUUCCCUGGACUGAGCUUAUUGCAAAAGCCCUUUGAGUCCAGGUCUGGAUGUUUAGAGAAAUGAGGCUAUUGUUGCACCUUCGCUGCCUGUUUAAGCUGUCUGAUUGGAUAAAUAUCUUCCUGUUUCUCAGCCCCCAACCCUGAUCUUACAGCCACUUCCAGGUUCUUUUUGUGUUGGGUUUCUUGCAGCCCCAGCUCUCAGUGUCUUAAACAUUUCAAGCAAAAUGCCCUCUUUUAAUUGAUUUUCUCUCCAUAAACACAGACAGACUUUGAGAGAGAUCCCAGAACAGAAUGUGCCUUCCACAUGGCCGGAGCGACAUAUCAGUCCAAGAGUGUCACGAUGCCUCUGCCAAGCAAUCUCGCCCAAGUCCUUACCUUUUAUAUCCACUCAGAUCGUAUUACUUUUGGGGUUUUCUGCCUCUCAGAGCAGUGACAGCACCUGCUUUUGCUGCCUCUCCUCUUGAGCCGAUUCCAGAAAGAAACAUGAUGUCCGUUCUUGUUUGUUCUCCGUAGUGAUGUUUCUAGGUACUGUAUCUGGAAAUGGGGAAUUUGUUGGAUUUGUGUGCAUGUGUGUGUUUGUAUGUAUGGGCACAGGCGCUUGCAUGUGCGUGCAUGCAUGUGUGCACACAUCUGUGAGAUUCAUUAUUCCACAAGCGAAGUCUACAGAUGGAAAAUAUGAUUCAGGAGGAUGAUGAUGCCUCUUUGACUCAGCAGGGAGAAGACCAAACAGAAAGAGAGAGGAAAGUGAUGGAGAAAGUAGAAGGGGAAAGAGACAUGAUGAUCCCUAUGGAGGUAGAUGUUUUUGUAUUUCAUCAGCUGGCUCAUCUUGACUUAAGAGUUUGAUUCUGCAGACAUCAGGAGAGUCCCAAGAAUAGACUCGUGCAGCUUGUUUUUAACUUGUUAGAAGGACACUUUGAUUAUUUUCCUGCACAUUCACCAACAAUAACAUCAUUAACCCUGCAGUUGCAUCCAAAACACAAGUAUUCACCUUUACAUUUAUGCAUUUAUCCCCUCAUAAAAGGCUAAUCUCUGUAAUCUACUGGCAUGUGUGAGCUAAUUUGUGUCCCUACAAUGAAAGUAAUAAAAGCACACACACAUCAUGCCUCUCAUUUUCACCAAGGAUUUAUAUCAAUGCCAGCUUUCUCGCUCCUAAAAUAUUGGAAACUACAGUGGCCAACGUGUGCGUCUGCGCGAGUGGAUGUGUGAGUGCGUGUAUGAGUCUUAGUUUGGAGAGUGAAGAGUGUAAAUGAUGUGUCUGGGAAACCUGCAUCGAGACGUCAACACACACACAGGCUCACACAAGUUCCUUCCAUCCAGCUGGGUUUCUCGCUGGGAGAUAUGCAACCCAGUUCAUCGCCAGACAGACGGGUAAUAUAUGGCCCCUGCACACACACAGACACACACAUGCAGAAACACACACAAUCUCUCAAACAAAUACAUAACCACAUUAGGACUUUUUUUUUUUUUUUUACAGAACUAACACAGCUGUCUGCAUGUUCCUCACUUACUUUUCUCUCUCCACAGCCUCUGUCGUAUUUGCAUUUUGUUUGGAUGGUUCUUCUACAAAUCACUGAGAUAACUGAGCUGGUGAGUAAGGUGACAAGGAAACAAGGAGACAAGGAAUUGAGGAAGAAAAAGAGGAGACAGACAUUCCAUCACAGCCCCUGUGGAGCUGCAGCGGGGACGAGCCGACCAGCCGUGAUUUCUUAUCGUGGAGGAAGGCUGAGCAGCGAGCAGUGCGCAGGAAUGACUCUGCUCAGAAGGCUUCUAAUUAUCCUGUAUGCAGCAGCUGUGUGCACAGGUGUGGGGGGCGCAGAGGUUGACAACGUGUCGUCAGAAAUCUGUCGUCACCCCUGUGAGGAUCUGGUGGGUUUGAUCACAGAGAUCCACGGCCUGCGUAUCGUCACCGGCAACCUGCUGGACGACCUCGACAGAGUUUUAAAAGAAAAUGAGGAGAUGCGCCUUACUUUGGCAGAGCUGACCAACAGUAACAGCAUCGACAACAGCAACGAUGAGUAUAACAACAGCAACAACAACAACAACAGUGACAACAACGGACACAGCAUCAGCCACAUCACCGGCGAUGUCAACGAAGUGGACAGCAACAUAGACUGGGAACAUGUUUGUAUUAAAGAUGGAAGGGUUUAUGUCCAAGGGGAGGAGUGGGAUGCCGACAGCUGCACCACCUGUGGAUGCCUGGAUGGAAAGGUGGUGUGUCAGCAGGAGGCAUGUCCUCCAGUCUCCUGCAUCAAUCCCACUUUUAUAGAUGAAAAGUGCUGCCCGGUUUGUCUCGAUAAUGAGGACGGCUGGUCUCCAUGGUCUGAGUGGACUCACUGUACCGUCACCUGUGGGCGUGGGGGGCAGCAGCGAGGCCGGUCCUGCAACGGUGUCAUGUCGUCCUGCGCCGGCCCGUCGGUCCAGACCCGAAGCUGCAUGUUGAUGAAGUGUGACCGUAAGAUGCGCGCUGAUGGGAACUGGGGCCACUGGUCGCCCUGGUCUGCAUGUACAAUCACAUGUGGAGAGGGAAACAUCACUCGUGUUCGUCUAUGUGACAACCCUCCGCCGCAGAAAGGUGGCAGAGGAUGCACCGGCAGCGCCAGGGAAACGCAACCGUGCAACAAUACACUCUGUCCGAUUGCUGGAGGCUGGACGAGCUGGAGUGAGUGGUCAUCAUGUUCACAGUCCUGCGGCGGCGGCCUCUCCAUUCGCCAGCGGGAGUGCUCCAACCCCACCCCUCGGCACGGCGGGAAACCUUGUGCUGGAGAUGCUGUGGAUUAUGAGGCAUGUAACACACAACCAUGUCCUAUAGACAUUUGUUUGCUGUACCGUCCCUGUUUUUCUGGGGUGAAGUGCACAUCGUACAGUGAUGGAUCAUGGGAAUGUGGUCGCUGCCCGUUGGGUUUAAAUGGAAAUGGAACUCAUUGUGAAGAUGAGAACGAGUGUGACGUGGAGGGUGUGUGUGUCACAGAAUGUGUGAACACAGAUCCUGGUUUCUACUGUCUGCCUUGUCCUCCUCGAUAUAAAGGCACCCAACCAUUCGGUCUAGGACUGGAGGAAGCCCAGGCCACGAAGCAGGUGUGUGAGCCGUACAAUCCCUGCAAAGACAACACACACACUUGUGAUAAACAUGCAGAGUGUAUAUACCUGGGCCUGGCGUCUGAGGUUCUGUACAAGUGCACAUGCGCUGUUGGCUAUGCUGGUGAUGGCUUCCUGUGUGGCGAGGACUCUGAUCUGGAUGGCUGGCCCAAUAAUGGACUGACCUGCAAACAGAACGCAACAUAUCACUGUCAAAAGGAUAACUGCCCCAUGCUUCCAAACUCUGGACAGGAAGACCUGGAUAAUGACGGAAAGGGAGACGCCUGCGAUCCUGACGACGACAAUGAUGACAUUAUAGAUGAGAGAGACAACUGCCCCCUGGUGUACAACCCUCGGCAGUUUGAUUCGGACAGGGACGGGGUCGGGGAUCGCUGUGACAACUGUCCCUUCGAGAGUAACCCACUGCAGACGGACACCGAUGACAACGGAGAGGGAGACGCCUGCAGCAUUGACAUCGAUGGAGAUGAGGUUCUGAAUGAUCGUGACAACUGUCCGCUAAUCUACAACACUGACCAGAGGGACACAGACCUGGACGGAGUUGGAGACCAGUGUGACAACUGUCCUCUCCUGCACAACCCACGACAGAUCGAUUCUGACAGCGACCUGGUGGGGGACAUGUGCGAUGACAACGAGGACAUCGACGAGGACGGCCACCAGAACUCGCUCGACAACUGUCCUUACAUCGCCAAUAGCAACCAGGCUGACCACGACAAGGACGGGAAGGGUGAUGUCUGUGACCAUGACGACGAUAACGACGGUAUCCCUGAUGACAGAGACAACUGCAGGCUGGUUCCCAAUAGGGACCAACUGGACUCUGACGGUGACGGCAGUGGAGACGCUUGUUUCGAUGACUUUGACAACGACAAUAUCCCCGAUGCCUUGGAUCCUUGUCCGCUCAACCAGGACAUCGGGUCUGUAGACUUCAGGAAGUUCCAGGUGGUUCUGCUGGACCCUAAAGGCACCACCCAGUCAGACCCUCUGUGGGUGAUCCGCAGCCAAGGCACCGAGCUCCUGCAGACGGCCAACUCAGAUCCUGGCAUCGCUUUAGGAUUUGAUAAGUUCAGCGCUGUCGACUUUAGUGUGACGUUUUAUGUGAAUACCAACCGAGAUGACGACUACGCCGGUAUCGUGUUCGCAUAUCAGUCCAGCAAGCGAUUCUACGUUGUCAUGUGGAAACAGGUGUCUCAGGCCUACUGGGAGAAGAGGCCGUCCAAAGCCUUUGGCACAGCAGGAAUCUCCAUCAAGCUGGUCAAUUCCACCACCGGACCUGGAGAGUAUUUACGGAACGCCCUGUGGCACACGGGAAACACAAGGAACCAGGUUCGAACAUUAUGGCAUGAUCCCAACAAAAUCGGAUGGAAGGAUUUCACGCCGUACCGCAUGCACCUCAUUCACAGACCUAAGACUGGGUUCAUCAGGAUGGUGGUGUACGAGGGCAGGGACAUCCUGUCGGACUCAGGGGCCGUGUACGAUCACACCCUGGCCGGAGGUCGACUCGGCCUGUUCGUCUUCUCCCAGGAACAUGUUCUGUUCUCUGACCUCAGAUACGAGUGCAGAGAUAACUGAUGUAUUUUUGCUGGAAUGUUGAAGAAAUUCUACAAUAUCCAAACUGGAAAUCUGCAUUAAUUAUGUAAAGAAAUGAGAGAAGAUGCACCAGACCCAGGCCUUUAGCCAUCAGUUAGUGACUGUCAUCUAUCUAUCAGCUUUUUAUGCAACACUAUUGAUUUCCAUCUCUGUUAAUUACUGCAGGACUCUGACGAAACCUCCAACGACAGCAGCUUCUUGUUUCUCUUCCUCCGUCGGUAACACUUCAUAUUAAGGUUCACACAUUCACCAUUAACUGUAGGUUUAUUAGUUUAUUAUAUUAGAAGCAUUUUAGCUCUUUGUAAGUCCUUAUGAAGCAUUUAAAAAGCGCAAGACAAAUCAGUUAACAUUAAAAUAUCACUGACGUGUUUUAGGAUAAGUUUGGCCUUAAAUUCCAGAUUUAUUCCUUAAUUGAUUCAAGUUUCAUGCUCAGUUUGAGAAAAAAAAGGAUGUAAAAACCAAAAUGAAAUAACCUGCUCUAUCAUGAAACAGUCUUUUCCUCUUUAACAGCACUUGAUAAAUAUGACUUAUUCUUAUUUAAUAAGACUUUAAGUGUCUAAAUGACUACAGUUAUUAUCUAUGUCUGAAUAUCUCCUCAUUUUACAAAAGAGAAGGGAAAAUUAUCAAUUAAUUACCUGACUGUAGAAUAUUAUCACAUGAUAAUAAUGACAAUGAUAAUGAUCAUUAAAGAGCCAAUAUGAUACUAAUAUAUCUACUAAAAAGCUGCUAGUUAAUGGUGAAUGUUUUUCUUCAUGUAAAUCAUUUUGCUUCUUUUCUCUAAUGGAUGUAAAUAUUUAUUUAUUGCACAAAUGUCCUGGAUAAAGAGAGGACACAUGAUGAUGAGUGAAAUGUUGGAAAUAGAAACGCACCGUGCAUUUGCUUGGUUGUAAUUAUCAAUAAAAGACUCUUUUUUCAAUA
This is a messenger RNA of Sphaeramia orbicularis (orbiculate cardinalfish), 6016 nucleotides long. RefSeq names its product thrombospondin-2-like. The record is from RefSeq and is a predicted model, not a curated record. Gene Ontology annotation, molecular function: calcium ion binding; protein binding. Lineage: Eukaryota; Metazoa; Chordata; Actinopteri; Kurtiformes; Apogonidae. The coding region runs from base 1757 to 5080 and encodes 1107 amino acids. Gene Ontology annotation, cellular component: extracellular region. Gene Ontology annotation, biological process: negative regulation of angiogenesis; cell adhesion. The transcript has 21 exons.